Eriocheir sinensis (Chinese mitten crab) is the source of this 4804-nucleotide messenger RNA. It is a transcript of the gene Top3alpha, whose product is annotated as DNA topoisomerase 3-alpha-like. The coding region runs from base 293 to 3862 and encodes 1189 amino acids. Gene Ontology annotation, cellular component: nucleus; chromosome. NCBI's taxonomy places the organism in Eukaryota, Metazoa, Arthropoda, Malacostraca, Decapoda, Varunidae. Gene Ontology annotation, biological process: DNA topological change. Gene Ontology annotation, molecular function: DNA binding; zinc ion binding; DNA topoisomerase type I (single strand cut, ATP-independent) activity. The record is from RefSeq and is a predicted model, not a curated record. The transcript has 20 exons.
GACACGUUAAGUUUUACAUCCAUCCCCUCUGUGCUCCAGCAACAACAAACCCGAAGAGGCGCGGCGGCAAGUGCGGCCGCGGCGACACAGCAGCAGCCCCCGGACACACUGAGGGAGACCACCACAGCCUGACCCAUGUGGCCAGCCCCUCAAACACCCCAGCAGAAGAACCAGCCCCUCAAACACCCCAGCAGAAGAACCAGCCCCUCAAACACGGGACAAGGAGAAGGCCGCCAUCCACUACAUGAUGCUGCAGGACAUCCAAAGUGCAAUCUACAGCUGCAGAUAAAGAAUGUACAGAUGGCUCUCUAGACUGAACUUUGCUUUGUGUCACCUGUCACUGCGUGGCUUCUGUACGGUGCUUCCUACAGCCCCCAAGAUGGUGCGGAUCCUUAAUGUGGCUGAGAAGAAUGAUGCUGCAAAAAAUAUUGCUGAAAUUCUUUCCCGGGGACAUCUCAUUCGGCAUGAAGGACGUAGCAAGUUCAAUAAGAUCUAUGAGUUUGUGUACAAUUUGGAGGGAAGGAACGUGAAGAUGGUGAUGACCUCCGUCUCUGGACACUUGCUGAAUUAUGCAUUUGUGGGUUCAUACAAGCAUUGGAAAGGUUGCAGCCCCAUGGACCUUUUCAGUGCACCUGUGUUCAAGACUUGCCCAGAGAACUCAGUACCCAUCAAGCACACACUAGAGCAGGAGGCCAAAUCUGCCUCAAAACUGAUCAUCUGGACAGAUUGUGAUCGUGAAGGAGAGAACAUUGGCUAUGAGAUAAUUAAUGUGUGCUGUGCAGUCAAGCCAUCUCUUCAAGUCUACAGAGCCAAAUUCUCAGAAAUCACUUUCCAGUCAAUACAGCGAGCAAUGCAGACAUUGGGCCAGCCAGACGAGAAGCUUAGUAAUGCAGUAGAUGUGCGCAGUGAACUGGACCUGCGCAUUGGAGCGGCUUUCACAAGGUUUCAGACUCUACGCCUACAGAAGAUCUUUCCUGAAACACUAGCUGACACUAUUCUCAGCUAUGGCUCCUGUCAGUUCCCCACACUGGGGUUCAUCAUUGAGAGGUUCAAAGCUAUUGAAAGCUUUGUUCCUGAGCCUUUUUGGAAGUUGAAAGUGACACAUGUUAGUGGGGAUACUGAGACUGAGUUUAUAUGGCAGAGAAAGCGGCUUUUUCAUAAGCAUGCAUGUGAAGCGCUAUUUGACUUAUGCCAAGAGAACCCUGAGGCUCAUAUCACAAAGAUCACCACCAAACCCAAGAACAAGUGGCGCCCUGUUCCCCUUGACACUGUGGAGCUAGAGAAGCUGGGCAGCCGGAAGCUGAGAAUGAAUGUCAAGGAAGUGAUGAAGGUGGCAGAGAAGCUGUACACCAAUGGUUUGAUAAGUUACCCCCGCACAGAGACCAACAUCUUUCCUCCUGAAUUGGCCCUCACUCCCUUGGUGGAGAUGCAAACAGCAGACCCUAACUGGGGAGGGUUUGCAGCCAAUAUCAUUGAGAGGGGACCCAACCCACGCCAGGGGAAAAAGACAGAUAAAGCACAUCCUCCCAUCCACCCCACCAAGUAUGCAUCGAACCUGGCUGGAGCGGAGAAGGCUGUCUAUGAGUUGGUAGUGCGCCAUUUCCUGGCCUGCCUGAGUGAUGAUGCUCGUGGUGUGGAGACUGUGGUGAACAUGACCAUGGCUAGGGAAGAGUUUCAUGCCAGUGGACUUGUCAUCUUGGAGAGGAACUACUUGGAGAUGUACCCGUAUGAGAACUGGAGUGGCAGAGUGAUAGCCCAUUACCAACAGGGGCAAGUGUUUCAACCCACCACUUUGGAGAUGAUCAGUGGGGAGACCUCUCCUCCUCCAUACCUGACUGAAGCAGAUCUGAUUGCUCUUAUGGAGAAACAUGGCAUAGGUACUGAUGCUACACAUGCUGAUCACAUUGAAAAGAUCAAGGAGCGGCAUUAUGCAGGCUUGGAGAACAACCACUUCCUACCUGGCAAGAUUGGACUGGGUCUAGUAGAGGGCUAUGAUACCAUGGGCUUCCAGAUGUCCAAACCUAAUCUCCGUGCACAGUUGGAGGCAGAUCUCAAGGAGAUCUGUGAAGGCACCAAGGAUCCUCAGGGUGUGUUGCGGAGGCAGAUUGAGCAGUACCGCCUUGUUUUUGAGGCAGCUUUGCCACAGGCACUCAAAAUUGAUAUUGCCAUGGCAAAGUAUCUUGAGGAGGCUCCUCAACCAAUCCCUGAGGAUGUGACCAUUCCUGAUGUGCCCCAAUUUUCUUCGGUGUGUAAGUGUCCAGCAUGUGGCUCUGAUAUGGUUCUGAAGGAACGAAAGACUGGUGGGUUUUUCGUCUCGUGCCAAGGCUUCCCUCAUUGCCGAGUGACUGUCUGGCUUCCUGGUGAUGUGAAGGAUGUGACAGUGCUGCAGGAUACUUGUACCCAGUGUCAAGGAUCUCCAAAGAAACUUGAGUUCAAACUCCGCCCCAAUACCUAUGCAUGGUCUCUGCGCAACCCUUGUAUCACCUGUAUUGGAGGAUGUGAUGAGGAGCUGUAUGACAUGCUUCAGUUUCGGUCCCUGAAGAGUUGUGUCCCACCUAAUGCAGGUGGUCAUGGUGGGCCAGGAAUUUUAGGCGGGCUAAGGAAUGGUAACAUGGGUGGCAACCCAGCUGCUGGUGGUGUAGGAGGUAGCAGAUCAGGACCUGGUGGUGGUGGGGCUAGGCCAGGUCCCGGCAGGGGGGGGGGCACUUCAGGGCCUGGCAGGGGUUGGGGAGCUUCAGGGUCUGGCAGGGGUUGGGGAGCUUCAGGGUCUGGAAGGGGUGGUGGAGCUUCAGGGUCUGGCAGGGGUGGGGGAGCUUCAGGGUCUAGCAGGGGUGGGGGAGCUUCAGGGUCUGGCAGGGGUGGGGGAGCUUCAGGGUCUGGCAGGGGUGGGGGAGCUUCAGGGUCUGGCAGGGGUGGGGGAGCAUCAGGUCCUGGCAGGGGUGGGGGAGCAUCAGGUCAUGGCAGGGGUGGUAGCACUUCAGGUCCUGGCAGGGGUGGUAGCACUUCAGGUCCUGGCAGGGGUGGUAGCACUUCAGGUCCUGGCAAUGGUGGAAGUAGAGCUUAUGGAAGUGUAAACAUCAGUAGUUACUUAAUUGGGACUCAGUCAACCAGCAGUAGCCAGCAGAGAUCAUUGCUGGGUGCUGUGGCAGAUAACAGGGUCAACAACACUUCAAGACAAAGUCAAGCCUCAGGAGUCAGCAGAGGCAGUGGGCAACUCAGGCAAGACUCAGGAUUUGGUUCAUCAAGGAACACAUCAGGAAGCAGCAGAAACCAAGACCAAGAGAAUAAAGUCACAUGUAUUUGCAACAAAGAUGCUAUAUUUUUGACAGUGAAAAGUGGUAAUAAUGCAGGAAGACCCUUCUACCGGUGCGGCAACUUCCAGAAUGGCUGUAACUUCUUUUUGUGGGCAGAUGUUGAAAAUACUGCACCGAGGAAAAGAGAAAGGGAUGGGCACACUGGGGGAGGAUGGAAUCAAACAGUCCACGACACUUCUAGAGGGCCCGAUCAGAAUGACGAGGAUGAAAGUGAAGUUCUCUGCCAGUGUGGAUAUCCUGCAAAGAAGCUAACAGUGGUGAAGGACACACCCAACAAGGGUCGGCUGUUCUAUGUCUGCAGUAAAGAUAGAGGCCAAGAAUGUCGCUUUUUCCAGUGGGCAGAUGAAGUGCCCCCCAAUAAUGGAGCAAGAGGAGGAGGAGGCAACAACUGGGACAGUGGAUGGGAAAGUAGCAGUGGCUGGAGUGAGGGCAGAAGAGGAGUGAAGAGAGGUGCAACCCAGAGACAGCAGUCAUCCACCAAACGGAAGUGUAGCUUAUGUGGGGGUCUUGGGCAUGACAGGAGAAAUUGUCCCCAAAAAAAUGGUUAAAUCUCAGUUUUCAUUUGCGUAUUCAUUGUUUCUUCUCAUGUCCAUUCUCAGUGAAUGAAGCAUACACUUGAUUCACUACAAGUUGGAAGUGGAAAUCUAGCCAAUAGCAGAUACAGUGUGAAGGCCAACACAAGGCACAGGUAACAGAUUUUACCAGAUUUUUUUUUUAUUUUUUUUUAAUUUUUUUUUUAUGAUAUAGGCAUAAUGUAGAAUGUCAAAAUAUGGGUGUUUUUAUAACUGAUUUGUAAAUAGUCUUUUAUUCUUCUUGUCAAAAUUUCCUUAUUAAAAAGUCAAAAUAUUAAGUGAUUUUGGUCUCAGAUUGGCUGAGUAUAUAAAUUUGUAGCAUUUAGCUGUCUGGAUAUCUCAUGAGUAUCAUUAUUCUUUUACAAUCAGUACAUAAAAUGCCAUGCACUUGUGUUACAACCACAGUACUAUUAUGGCUGCUUUAUUUACUUUAUUUUUCACCCUUUUAUAGCUCUGACCCAAAGCCCAAGUUCGUCUGGUAGAGUUUAAGGGGCACGGCUGGGUGUUGUCAUUUGCGUUAGUGGUAUACCCUAUGGGUCUGAAAUCAUAUAUGUUAUUUGUAUAUGUUUACUUAUUACUUCAUGCAAAUUUCAUGAAAUUUGGUUAAUAACUUUUUCAUAUAUUGGGGUAACUUAAAAAAGAACAAAAAAUUUAAUUUAUUUCACAGCCUUUGUUUCUCAAUCAGUUGAUUUGAAAAAAAUACCAUAGAAACCUUACAUGUGUAUCUACAAGUUUUAGAGAUCAAUUCAAGUUUUGCAGCUUGGUAAAAAAAAAAAAUAAUAAUUUCACACCUUCCAUUUUCUGUCCUUCAUAUCCAUUAUUUUCAAAAAAAAUUAUAAAUCAUCACUAAAAAAAUGCAGCCCUUUAUUUGUACUUUCUAGUGAUGUUGAACAAUACACAAUCAAAUUUAAAGUAAAA